Vespa mandarinia (Asian giant hornet) is the source of this 4336-nucleotide messenger RNA. RefSeq lists its product as uncharacterized. Gene Ontology annotation, biological process: signal transduction. Gene Ontology annotation, molecular function: GTPase activator activity. The record is from RefSeq and is a predicted model, not a curated record. Lineage: Eukaryota; Metazoa; Arthropoda; Insecta; Hymenoptera; Vespidae.
AUAUAUUGGAAUUAUAUAUCAAACAGAUAUAGUUUUUUUAAUAUAUUUUCCAAUGAUUGAGAAAAAUAAAUGUUAAUCGUGUGACUAUAUUCAUUUUGAAUUAUAUCGAAAACUGUUUAUUCGUAUUGGUUCGUACAAAGUGUAGUACAAUGUAAAAUUGAAAUAUAAUUUUAUAUUUUUAUGUGAAAACUUUAUAUCAUACUUUUGUGGAGAGUAAUAAAAGAAAUCCUUCAUUAAAUAUGUUGAUUUAUGACGUUUUACAUAAAGAAAAAGUGUAUGAAAUCGUUAUUAACGAUCUCAGAAACAUUGGGAUAAAAUAUCGCUUUAAAAAGAAUGCGAUUAAAACAGAUAAAUUUGAAAAAAGUAAAAAUAUUUCAAAGAAAGUCUUCAGAACACCUUUAUCAUAUCAACCGUUAGAAGUUGUUAAUCUAUCAUCAGGUGGUAUAGUUCAUGUGCCUGUAUUCGUCAGUCAGGCAUCUGCAUUUCUUGAGAAACAUAUAACCCAAGAAGGUUUAUUCAGAAAAGCUGGAUCUCAUAUGAGACAAAAAGAAUUAAUGUCAUACUUGGAUAAAGGUUCUUUAUUGGGAGAAAAAAAUCAUGCAAUCGAUGUUGCCAAUUGUUUAAAAACAUUCUUCAGAGAUCUUCCGGAGCCAUUAAUUCCAUAUACAUAUCAUGAUUUAUUUUUACACUGUGCAAUGUUGAAAAACCACCGUGUUCAAGCAUUGCUAUUAGCUUGUGUGUUGUUACCUCCUUAUCAUUUAAAUACUUUAGCAUUUGUAAUGGAAUUUUUAAAAAAAGUAUCUCUCUAUGAGAAACAGAACAAAAUGAGUAUUGAUAAUUUAGCAAAAGUUAUUGGCCCUAAUAUUAUGCCUUUAAGAGAAGCUACUAUGAUGGCAGUUCAAAGUAGACUUGAAUUGCAUUUAAUUAUUGUUAAGAUUUUGAUAGAAAAUGCUGAAAAUAUUGGGGUUUUACCAGACCAUAUAACACAUUUUAUUUUAUCUGAAGUAAUUGGUAGCAUUGAUAAUGAAUUGGAUUUAUCUGAUUCGCAACUGCAUGGGAAAUUGAAGAAAAAGAAAUAUCGCAGUGGAAGUCUUACGCGUAAGCCACAUCUAAGUGCCUCUAACCUGAAUCUAAGAAUGCUCCAUGGUUUAAAGAAGAUAGUUGGAAAAAGUAAUUCACCUAUAAAUGCAGAAAUAAACGAGAAUCAAGAUUCUAUUACUAACUCAAAUAUGACCUGCACAUCAUCCAUUAAAUCUACGAAAAAGCGGAAAGUCAUUGAAUGGCUAGAUCCACAAAGUACUAAAAAAAAGAGGAUUAGUGAUAAAAUAGAAAAAUCUAAGAAAACUGGUUUGAAUAUAGAUCGUUUUGUAUCAAAAAGUAAACAAAAGGUAGACUCUAGUUCAAGUAUACGUACAUUUAAUCCUUAUACUGAUAGACGAUGGAGUUUGGCACAUAAUUCUCCUGUAUCAUUUGAAAAGCGCAGAACAAAUAGUGAUGGUUCAUUGCAUCUAAAAAAAUCAAUAUUAAAGGAAACAGAAACUUCGAAUUCUAACAAUCAUAGCAAUUAUAGUGAUGUAUUUGUUGAUGCUGAUAUCAAUUUAUCAGAUUAUAAUAAUGAACAAGUAUUGUUAAAAAAGGAAGCCAAUAAUACUGAUAUCAAUCAAUGGCAUAUUAAAUUUAAUAAUAGUUCAGAGAAAUUGAAACAUACAAACAAACAUUCAGAGCCACCUAUAGGAACAGCAGUAACAAAAGAUGAAUAUGAAGAAUAUGUAAGGAUACCAAAGAGUGAAUAUGAAGAAAUAAAAAAUAGAGUUUCUGCUAUCGAAUCUCGUAUAUCGCAAGAAUUUGGAUAUAUUGAUGAUACAAGAAAUGAAAGUUUGAUAGAAAAUUCUGUAAAUAAAGUACAAACAGAGUAUGAAAAAACGUUAGAAGAAGCAGGUAUAAAAAAUAUUGUGACAGCCGAUCAUUUAGCAAAAAAACUUGGAAAAGAGCUAAAAAUCAGAAGAUCGAGUGAACGUAAAGUGAUAAGAUCUCCAAGUGCUCGAAAAAUAGGAAGCUUACGAAGACGAUCACAAGAAAAAAUGAAAAGUAAAUGUGUUAGUCGUACCGAUUCAUGGCAUGCGUCUCAAGAGUGGCAACGUAAAUGUAGAAAUCAGUCCAACGAGCAAGAGAUAGUUUGUCUUGCAAAUGAAGAAUCAGAUACAGCUCUCGAGUUAACAAAACAAGUAUCAAGUUUGAGGAAUGAUUCAUUGUGCAGUUCAAAGACAAAUACAAGAUUGGAAUUAUUACAAAAACAGUUAAAUGAUUUAAUCUCUCAUACAACAGAACAUACGAGAGAUUCGCUAACUGAUGAUGAAUCAAUUAUAAAUGAUAUCAAUAUGCAUACACCAAAACAAAGUCCAUUAAAGUUCUCCGUUCGUAGAGCAUCAUCUUUUCAUGGCAAUGAAUUUAUAAACAAUUCAUUUUACUUUAAUCGAAAAGUCAAAGAAUUGAAAAAAACCAAUAGCCAACAAAAUGUCUUUUUAAAUAAUGAUUAUCAAGAUAGACAAAACGACGUGUCUCAAAAUUGGAAAGAAACAUCGAUUUCUUGGAAAGAUGCGGGUGAUUAUUUCAAAUCUACUGUUCAAAUACGUACGCCAGUUCCUCAAACGGGUCGAGCAUCUGUUGCUAAACUUAGAACUCAAAAUGCUGGUAUGGUGUUAGCUAAAGCAAAACUAUUUGAUGAAAAUACAAUAAAAGUGUCUACAUGUACGUUUGACAAUGGUCAAAGUCAAAAAGGUUAUGUAGUAAAUACAAAUAAAAAAGAAUUUGCAAAAGAAUCUAAAAGUGAAAAAAUAAAUAUUAUGAACAUAGAAAAGUCAUGUUGCGAUUUGGAAACUAAACGUAAUAUUUCAGUACAUAAAAGACUUGAAAGACAUUCAAGGAAUAAAAAUUUGACUCAAUUCCAGUCACCAAAAAUGUCUUUAAGAAAUAAGAAUAAUUCAAUGGAUAUAUCAUUAGAAAUAAAUGAAGAAGACUUUGAAAAGCAUUAUAACAGACGACAUUGUGAAAAAUAUAAUCAAAAUUUAUUAGAGAAAAGUAAUAAGUCGCCAAUGCAGAAAUCGUACUAUUUAAAUGAACAGAACAAUAAAGAAUAUAAAAAGUGUAGUCCCCAAAAAGAAAAUAUAGUGGUAAGAACUUCCUCUAUAUUGAAAAACACAUCUACAAAUAAAGUAGAUGAGGAAUCAAAUGUGAAUAUUUAUAAGUCUGAAAAUGGAUUAUGUAAAACUCCACAUAUCAAAAGACCAUUAGCUAUUAAAACACCUAAAAGUUCUAAAUCUCUUGUGAGACGUCCACCGUUAGACACACGUAGAACACCUUUGAAAGCUAUUGCACAUUUAGAAGUAUCAAAAUAUCAAAGUCCUAAGCGUAUUUCGAAACCUAAAAAUUUAAUGAAUGAACAUUAAGUACUAAGUCUUCAAUAGAAAACUAUAAUAAUGAAUGCUUCCAAUAUGUGGCCAUAUAUAUGUGUAAGAUUACAUCCAGAAAGCUUUGUAUUUAGAAUUAUUUAAAAAUCUUGGAUUUUGAAAAUUUCUAAAAGCUAGUCAUCUACAAUUGCUAUAUUGUGAAGGUAUUAUUACCAUGACUAAGUUCAAAAUAGAUGUAUCACACAGUUUAUUAUAUAUAUAAAAAUUUAUUUUUUGUAACUGUACGCAUAAAUAUAAACCAUAGAUAUAAGUCUAAAUAAUUUGUUCUUUUAGGAAAUAUUUAGUCUUCUUUUAUUUAUUAACGUAAUUUUGUAUAAUACUGUACUUUUAUACUGCAUUUACUAUUUUGUAUAUCAAUUUUCUGAAAAGUAUAAAUAAAUUGAUAUAAUAUAAAGAGAGAAACUGUGUAAAUGAUGUAAACUUUAUAUAAAUUGUACUUUCAUAAAAACAUUUCAUAUUUUAUGAAAAUAAUCUGCGUGGUAUAAUAACGUACGAAAACGUAAUUGCCAAAUGACCAAUCACAUUGCGUUGUUUGUCUUUUAUAUUUAUGACUGUUUAUUACUUUCCACUUGUAGCGUAUAUUACAGGAUAAUCGAUGCUGUAUAACUACAGCAACAGGUAUGAACAGGAUACGAAGUAAAAGUGCAAUAGGAAAACACUGUCCUCACCUAUUGUAUCGGUGCAUAAACUUGUGUAGCUUAUACCUCUCUCGUAACUUAACAAUCGAAUUAGUAUGUGACAGAAAUUUUUGUAUAUGCCCAUGCACAAUAUACAUUGUUCAAAUUAUUAUUAAAUUAUCAAAAGUAGACAUUUUUUAAAGUUAGCCUUAUAGGAAGAGGAUUGCGAAAUUUAUUCAUUGGAAUACAAAA